Prunus persica (peach) is the source of this 991-nucleotide messenger RNA. RefSeq lists its product as uncharacterized. The record is from RefSeq and is a predicted model, not a curated record. Lineage: Eukaryota; Viridiplantae; Streptophyta; Magnoliopsida; Rosales; Rosaceae. The transcript is spliced from 3 exons. Bases 188 to 706 code for a protein of 172 amino acids.
CUGCCACUGUAUCAUUAUUUUUCAUGAUUACAGCUCAUUAAUGGGGAGCCACUGACUUCUUCAAAUUACAGUUUUGCUUUAACAAAACUAGCAGUCAUAGAUUCCAAGUUAGAUCUCGCUUUCCCCAAAUACAGUGACACACUAACAAAGGAAAAACAAAUAGAGAGAGAGAGAGAGAGAGAGAGAGAUGUCAAGGCGAUCUGCUACUUGUUUGAGAUGUUGUUUGGUGGUGUUUGCAGUAGUUUCAGCAUUGGGGGUAUGUGGUCCGGCCUUGUAUUGGAGGUUCAAGAAGAGUAUAAGGUUGGGGGAUUCUAAAACUUCUUGCCCUACCUGCAACUGUGAUUGCCCUCCUCCUUUGUCCCUUCUCAAGAUUGCUCCUGGAUUGGCCAAUCUCUCAGUCACAGAUUGUGGAAGUAAUGACCCAGAUCUCAAGCAGGAAAUGGAGAAGCAGUUUGUGGACCUUUUAACAGAGGAAUUGAAGUUGCAAGAGGCUGUUGCUGCAGAGCACACCCGACACAUGAACAUCACAUUUGCUGAAGCAAAGAGGGUGGCUUCUCAGUACCAGAAAGAAGCAGAAAAGUGCAAUGCUGCAACAGAAACUUGUGAGGAGGCAAGAGAGCGUGCUCAGGCAUUGUUUAUCAAGGAGAGAAAGGUGACUUUGUUGUGGGAAAGACGAGCCCGUCAAAUGGGUUGGGAAGGGCUAUAGUUUGUAAAACCGGAUUGCAAGUUGUUCGGUUCAGUUCAACUACUGAUUCGUCUUUCUCUGCGGUAUUUAUACAUACAACCAAGCAAAAUUGCCUGGAUUGUUCCUUCCCCUGUUACAGCAAAAAUGAUCCCUCUUUUCUCUCUCUCUCUCUCUCUCUCUUCCAAAUGUAGUUGUACUUGUAUUGCCCACAAAUGGCAUAUAGAUAUCAGAUUUUACUUCAUAAACAAAAUGUUAAGGAUCCCUUUUCCCAUUUUACUACAAUGAGAUGAUGUUUACAAUCUGCCA